AUGGCAGAUAUUUUUGAUUACGAUUUCAGUGAUGAAGAGGAAGAUUGCACAUCGGACCAUACAAUUUCCGAUAUUGAUGAUUCAGACGAGAGCGAUGACGAGUUGUCAAGUUCUGGCAGCCACAAAACAGGUCGAUCGUUUGUUGGAAAGAACGGAACGGUUUGGUCUUCCAUCGUACCGCAAGAUCGAGAAUCGAGUGGAAUGUUUGAUGAUUCCAAAACCGGACCUGCUGAACAUAUGCGAAAUUUGAAAAGUGCUUCACAAGCGUUCAAGGCGUUCCUGUCGACGGCAAUCAUUGAAGAGGUAGUUCUCCGUACAAAUCUAUUUGGAGAUCGUUAUUUCACCGGAAAAAAGAAAGAUUGGAAGCCUGUGACUACCAAUGAAAUCUGGGCGUUCAUUGGUAUCCUCAUUGCUGCCGGUCGAAACCAUCAAAACCACAUGAGUGUUGCCACUAUGUGGUCGUCGAACCGAGCAUGGUCCAUUGAUUUUUAUCGGUUCGGCAUGUCCAAGAAUCGAUUCAAAGAUAUCUACGUCGUUCUGCGAUUUGAUGAUGUCACGACACGUCCAGAUCGAUUCAAGCAUUCGAACGAUAGACUGGAACCGAUCCGAAAAAUUUUUGAUAUGCUCGUACAAAAUUGCCUACACAACUAUAUUGCUCCCCGAAAUCUCACCAUUGAUGAGCGUUUGUGCCUCUUCAGAGGUCGUUGCCCUUUUAGGGUGUACAUCAAAAGUAAGCCUGGACGAUACGGCAUCAAAAUUUGGAUCUGUUCCACCGUCGAUGGGUACAUCACAAAUCUUCAAGUAUACACCGGCAAGCUAGGAAAUGUUCCUGAAAGAGGCCAGGGCAUGAGGGUGGUUAAGAACCUGGUAGAACCCUUCCAUGGUACGUGGCGAGAGGUGACGGCGGAUAACUUGUUCACCACUACAGAGUUGGUCGAUUUUUUGUGGGAGAAUAAACUUAUAUACGUCGGCACCAUGCGGGCAAACAAGCCAGUGAUUCCUCCGGAAUUCCUGGCAACCAAGGAUCGAGAGCCCGGCAGUUCUUUGGUGGGAUAUAAAGAACAAAAAUCGCUGUUGUCGUAUUACCCGAAGAAGGGUAAAAAGCCGGUGAUAAUGCUCUCCACCAAAGUGCAUGAUGCGCAAGACAAGCGAGAAGACAAACCAGAGGUCAUCAAAUUUUAUAACAAAACCAAGGGAGCAGUGGACGUUGGUGACCAGAUGACCAGAAACACAACAGUUUCCAGAAGAAGCCGAGUCUGGAGCAAAAAACUUUUCAUGGAACUGGUUGACAUUGCUUGCCUGAAUGCGUUUAUAACGUUUACCACCGUGAAUUCCGGCUGGAAAAGGCAGUCAAACGAGAGGCGGUCUCUAUUUUUGCAGUGCUUAGCGGAGGAACUGACGGUUCCCAAUAUGAGAGAUCGGUUGGAAACCGGACACCUCUCCACUGAGCUCACAGCAGAAAUGACCAACUUUGUCGAUGGCUGCCAAAUGGGACAAAUCUGUAUCAACUGCAACGAAACCGCAGAAACUAUUUUCGAACCGAAUCCGGAGAACGAUCCUAGCAACAACCCGCGGGAAUACGGCAAAUAG
This is a messenger RNA of Aedes albopictus (Asian tiger mosquito), 1590 nucleotides long. RefSeq names its product piggyBac transposable element-derived protein 4-like. The record is from RefSeq and is a predicted model, not a curated record. The transcript has 4 exons. The coding region runs from base 1 to 1590 and encodes 529 amino acids. NCBI's taxonomy places the organism in Eukaryota, Metazoa, Arthropoda, Insecta, Diptera, Culicidae.